Molecule: messenger RNA, 153 nt
Organism: Racocetra fulgida
Lineage: Eukaryota; Fungi; Glomeromycota; Glomeromycetes; Diversisporales; Gigasporaceae
Source: the annotation of a GenBank genome assembly
GAUAAAGAUGGCGCGUUGAAAGAUAGCGAAUUGGCAUCACUUUUCUCUACAACACCUGGCAACCCAUGGACAAAUUCCGAAUUUCCUCACACCACAAUCACAAAUGAGGCAGAUGCAGUUACAUUACAAGGAUGGCUGGCACAAUGGAGGUAG